UCGUCAUCAUUGCAGCGGUAACGCCUGGUAGUAACGCUUUGCCCAAGCAGCGUUACUCACGCGAUGGCGGCGAACCGCGCAGUCUGGUUGGUGUCUCGACUAACAUCAUCACGAGCAGUCUGUUGAAGGGAGCGGCCGAAACAUCCGGUAACCAUGUGUUUUCGCCGAUCGGUUUCUCCUCCAUAUUGGCGAUGAUCAGCGAGGGAGCCGAGGGGCAAACACUAAAGGAGCUGUAUGAUGUCUUCAAGUUCCCUACGGAUCGUGAUCUAGUCCGUAAAGCGUUUGAUGUGUCGCUAAAGCGGUUGAGUGGUCAAAGCCCAACGGACGAGCCACAAUUCAAAACCUGGUUCUAUAUCUACAAGAACAACACCGUAGUGCAGGCGUACAAAGAUGUCCUGGAGCAAAACUAUGGUGUAGAGGUGCGUGACAUCGAACGGAACGAUUACAAUUUCGAUGAACCGAAAACAUCGCUCGAUCCGGUCGUGGUCGAGGAGGAGAUCACCGAGGAGAGUAACAAUCCCGACGGUGAUAACCUGGUUGUGGAGCAGAGUGGCAAUAAUAGCAAUAGCAAGGAUAUUGUUGAUUUCGAAGUGCUCAAGAUUAAGUCGGCACUGCCGGUGGAAGAUGAACUUCGAACCGACACUGGCAUCAGCACGAAGUACGACGAAAUCGAUGAUGAGAAUCCAAAGUUUGACAAGAAUAUCGACGAUAAAGAGUACGUUGAUCCGACCAAAAUCAAGGAAGAGCUGGCCAAGAAGAAGAUGGAAGCUAUGAAUGAAGUUGUGGCUGCUGGUGAACCAGAUGAGGCGAAGAUCAAAAAGACUUCCGAUACGGUCAACAAUCGCAAUGAAGACCAGCCGGAAAAAAUGACUUUACCGUUGAAGGAGUUGAGCUUGGACGAUGAUCACGAGGUAAUGCAGGCGGUAGAGAGCCAAGGCUCUAGGAGAAAGUUCAACGUAAGACGAUCAUUCCUAACGGGAGACAUAGCGUCGGCUUUGAGUGGAAAUUCGUUGGUAGGACGAAAGGCUAACCUGAAGGAAGAUGAAGAGCAGGUUAACGAAUCUAAAAUGCUACUGUUUAACGGUUUGUACUAUAGGGGCAGCUGGGCUACUCCAUUCCAGCAACUCCGCACGGAAGAAAGUACCUUCUUUACCAACACGGAUGAACGACCAGUCAUGAUGAUGCGAUCGCAGGGAACCUUUGGCGUUGGAAAGGACGAACAGCUGGACGCUAAGUUCUUGGAGUUGCCGUACAAUAACUCCCGCUAUUCACUGUUGCUGAUGGUACCAAAUAGCAAAGAAGGAUUGAAAGAUCUCAUCAAGAACUUCAACCCUGAUACGCUCAGCACCGUGCAAAAGUCUUUGGUGAAAAUGCCGGUACAUAUUUGUAUUCCGAAAUUCCGCAUCGAUACGACUAGCCGUGCAGAAAAACCACUAGCAAAGCUCGGUCUCAUCACCAUGUUUACCUCGAAGGCGGACCUAAGCGGCAUUACCACCGAACAGAAGAUCCACGUUGACGAGCUUGUACAACAUGUAUCGAUCCGCGUCGAUGAAGGUUCGAGCAGCGAGAACGCACUGUCCGCCACGAAUCUUGUCGAGUCGAAAACGCUCGAAGACGACCAGGAACACUUUACCGCCGACAAACCGUUCCUGUUCUUCGUGCGCGACGUCAUCGACGAUAUCGUGAUCGUUGCUGGCAAGAUCACGGACAUACCGUACAUUGAGUAGAUGGAACAUUCUCCCCCGCC
Anopheles maculipalpis is the source of this 1747-nucleotide messenger RNA. Its product is annotated as serine protease inhibitor 3/4. Gene Ontology annotation, molecular function: serine-type endopeptidase inhibitor activity. The coding region runs from base 192 to 1727 and encodes 511 amino acids. The record is from RefSeq and is a predicted model, not a curated record. The transcript is spliced from 6 exons. NCBI's taxonomy places the organism in Eukaryota, Metazoa, Arthropoda, Insecta, Diptera, Culicidae.